AUGGAGAUGAGGCUGGUUGGAAUUGCCAUUCUCCUUGGGAUGGCAGAUGUUCUCCAUGCCUUUGCAAUCAUGGAGAAGGAAGAUGUAUUCAAGAAAACACCCUGCCCGGCCUUCCUGAUGUUUGACAAUGCUGCCUACUUGGCUGACAUGAGUUUUGAGCUCCCUUGUAAGUGCAAGCCAGAGGAGGUCACCUCAGUCGUGUGGUACUUUCAGAAGAGCAUGGGCAGCCGGCAGACCAAGGUCUUAACAGACUUUGAUGGAACCAUGUUCUUGGACUCGGGCCACAUCCGCGUGGGCAGCGACAUGCUGAAGCGCUUCAGCAUUAGGAUGUUCAGUCUCAUCGUCUUCCAGGCCCAGGUGGAGGAUUCAGGCCACUAUCUCUGUGGUACCAAGGCAGGGGACUUCUUCUAUGGCUAUGAUGUGGACGUGCAGCCCUCCAAGGCCAUCACCGUGGCCUUUGAGGACAGGAGCCAGCACCCACAGAAGGAUCAUACAGAAGAGCAUUUCAGCGUGUUCACCACCUUCUGGGACUGGACCAAGUGUGACCGCUGUGGGGUGAGAGGUGAGCAACGGAGAAUUGGCCUCUGCUAUGUGAAGAGUACUUACCUCUACCCCAGGUACCGCACAGUCCCGACAGACGUGGUGUCCUGUGGCUCAAGAUCUGUCCCUGGGCGCUUCCAGGGCACCAUCCAGAGCAGGAAGCCUGAGGUUGUCAUCCGAAGCUGCCUGACGCCCUGUGUAAAGACAAAAGGCCCCGAGGAAGGAGUGCUGUCCAUCUCCAAUCUCAUUGCAAAGAUUGGCCAGAAACCCUGGCUGCCCAAAGUCCCCAUUCAGUUCCACAAGCAACUCCUUGGCAGCGGUCUGAUAAUUGCCUGCCCCGGGGCCAGGCCAGAGCAUGCAGUGGCAUGGGACAAAGAUUCGACUCGAUUGUACCGCACCAGCUUCCUCACUGGGGUCAACAAAAGCAUGCGGGUCUUCAUUGACCAUGGCAACCACCUGCACAUUCGAUUUACCCAGCUGGACGACAGGGGCACUUACUACUGCUGGCGUGAGGGGCAAAUGGUUGCUGGCUUCCGGCUCUCCGUGGGGUUCCGAGGUCACCGCAAGCGAACCCUCGAUGACCCCGAGACGAGAUAUGCCAUCAAGGCCAUCCUCACAAGCUAUGUCCUCAUCACCAUGGUGUUCGUCGGCAUCCACGUCAGCCGCUGCUGCUGUUACGUGUUCAGAUGCACUCCCAUGGAGUAG
This is a messenger RNA of Emys orbicularis (European pond turtle), 1245 nucleotides long. It is a transcript of the gene FAM187A, whose product is annotated as family with sequence similarity 187 member A. The transcript has a single exon. The record is from RefSeq and is a predicted model, not a curated record. The coding region runs from base 1 to 1245 and encodes 414 amino acids. NCBI's taxonomy places the organism in Eukaryota, Metazoa, Chordata, Testudines, Emydidae.